AUUCUCUGUGUCUGCUGCUCUCUCUCUCGUGCCGUUUUCUAAAACCCUAGCAAAAAGCUUUUUGUAGAAGAACCCCAAAAAAACCACUUUGAAGUUCUCUUUCUCUAAUCUCAAAAGCACAGAGAUUUGAAUCAAACCUAAUUUUGCUGGUGCAAUCUCUCAGAACCCCUCUUCAUAUGCUUUGAUUGAAAAAACCAACAACAAUGUCAAAGACAAAGCCAUUGAGUAAAUCAUCUCAGGACUUGAGUCUACUCACAUCCGACAUCGCAUCGUUCGCUUCGUCUAUUGGUUUAGCUUCAUCUCUUCCUUCUUCAGGUUUCAACGACACUGAUUUCAGAAAGCCUCUUAAACCCAAAUCCCAGAGAAAGAGAAAACCUAAGAAGGACGCUUCCGCCGAUCAUAUUAAGGCUAAAGAAGAAGAAGGAGGAGAUACAACAACAAGGAACCCUAAAUCGAACACUGGAAAUGAAAAGGGCAAGAAUCCAAACAAAGAUGCGGCGGCGAAACAAACCAUACAGCCGAAGCCAAAGCCUGGAUUUUUAUCUAUUGAGGAUGAUACUACUGGGGUUAAGGCCAAACGUUUCGAUGAAUUCAAGGGUUUGCCUAAGUUGCCAUUGGUGAAAGCGAGUUUAUUGAGCUCUGAAUGGUACAAUGAUGCGGCGGAGCUGGAGGAGAAGGUCUUUGGUGGCCGUAGUAAAGUGGCGGUGGCGAAUAAGGAGGAUUUUAAUGGUGUGGUGGAGAAGAAGAGAGAAUUAGGAGAGAGGUUGAUGUGGCAAUACGCAGAGGACUUUGUAACUUCGAAAGGAAAAGGUGGAGAUAUGAAGAUGGUGAUGUCUGCUCAAAAGUCAGGGACAGUUGCUGAUAAAAUCACUGCCUUUGAGAUUAUGGUUGGAGAGAAUCCCAUUGCAAAUAUGAGGUCUCUUGAUGCCUUAUUGGGAAUGGUGACUUCAAAGGUUGGAAAAAGAUUUGCAUUUAGGGGUCUUAAGGCUCUGUCAGAAAUUUUGAUCAGGUUAUUACCUGAUCGCAAGCUGAAGACACUUUUACAACGACCCUUAAACAGCAUUCCGGAAAAUAAGGAUGGUUACUCGCUUUUGCUGUUUUGGUACUGGGAGGAAUGCUUGAAACAGAGGUAUGAGCGAUUUGUCAACGCCCUUGAUGAAUCAUCUAAAGAUAUGCUCCCAGAGCUUAAAGACAAGGCUUUAAAGACGAUAUUUUUCAUGUUGACAAGCAAAUCAGAACAAGAGCGGAAAUUGCUAGUGUCAUUGGUGAACAAGUUGGGGGAUCCUCAAAACAAGAGUGCAUCUAAUGCUGAUUAUCACCUAACAAAUCUUUUGGCUGAUCAUCCUAAUAUGAAGGCUGUGGUGAUUGAUGAAGUUGACUCCUUUCUCUUCCGACCUCAUCUUGGGUUGCGUGCAAAAUAUCAUGGGGUUAACUUUUUGAGUCAGAUUCGAUUGAGCCACAAAGGAGAUGAUCCAAAGGUGGCAAAACGCCUAAUUGAUGUAUAUUUUGCCCUAUUCAAGGUUUUAACCACUGAAGCAACUAGAAAACAAGGCGGAGAUGAUAAAGGAGUCGCUAAUAAGAAAAAUGCCAACCCAAAGGACACUAAACAAGAGACACCAUCUGAUUCACCUGUUGAAUUGGAUUCCAGGAUUUUAUCAGCUUUACUAACUGGAGUUAACAGAGCUUUUCCAUAUGUUUCCACCGACGAGGCCGAUGAUAUUAUUGAAUCUCAGACGCCGGUGCUUUUUAAACUGGUACACUCGAAGAAUUUCAAUGUGGGAGUUCAAUCACUUAUGCUUCUUGACAAGAUCUCAUCCAAGAAUAAGAUUGUCAGUGACAGGUUUUACCGUGCUUUGUACUCGAAACUUCUACUUCCCUCUGCAAUGAACUCUUCUAAGGCUGAAAUGUUUAUUGGACUUCUUCUCAGAGCCAUGAAAAAUGAUAUAAAUGUGAAGCGUGUGGCUGCCUUCGCCAAAAGAAUCUUGCAGGUUGCACUUCAACAGCCACCACAGUAUGCCUGUGCAUGCCUUUUCCUUUUGUCUGAAGUGUUAAAAGCAAGACCACCUCUAUGGAAGAUGGUGGUCCAGAGUGAAUCAGUUGAGGAAGAAGAAGAUGUAGAACAUUUUGAGGAUGUGAUAGAGGGAGAUGAUAUUGUUCCCAUUAAUGUAGCAGAGAAUGACAAGAGUAAUGUUCAAGUUGAUCAUGAUGGUGGUGAAAUUACAGGUAGAGAUGGUGAUUCUUCUUCAGAUGACGAAGAGGCUUUGGCAGCCAGGCAAUCUGAUGAAGAGGAUGAUUAUGCUUCUGAUGAUUCUGAAGAGCUGUUUAUAGAAGAAACUCCCCAUGAGCUUCAAAAAACCAUGGAGGUUUCUAAUGACAUGGAAAAAAGAAGCCAACCACCAAAGAAAUCAAGUUUUCUUCCUGGAGGAUAUGAUCCUCGUCAUAGAGAACCUUCUUACUGUAACGCAGACCGUGCGAGUUGGUGGGAGUUGGUGGUUCUUUCAAAACAUGCUCACCCCUCGGUUGCUACAAUGGCCGGAACCCUUCUCUCAGGAACAAAUAUUAUUUACAACGGAAACCCGUUGAUCGAUUUAUCUCUCAGUGCUUUCUUGGAUAAAUUCAUGGAGAAGAAAGCAAAGCAAAACACUUGGCAUGGUGGCUCCCAGAUCGAACCUUCCAAGAAGCUUGACAUGUCAAACCGUGUGAUUGGAGCUGAGAUUCUCUCGUUAGAAGAAGGAGACGUGGCCCCUGAAGAUCUAGUCUUCCACAAGUUCUAUGUGAACAAGAUGAACAGUACGAAACAAUCAAAGAGAAAGAAGAAGAAGAAGCUACCCGAAGAAGAAGCUGCCGAAGAACUUUACGAUGUGAAUGACGGUGAUGGUGGAGAAAACUAUGGUAGUGAUGUUGAACUCGAUGGUGGUGAUGAGAGUGACAAUGAUGAGAUUGAGAAUAUGUUGGAUGAUGUUGAUGAUAAUGCUGUGGAAGAAGAGGGCAGUGAGUAUGAUUAUGAUGAUCUCGAUAGAGUAGCAGGAGUCGAUGAGGAAGAGCUUGUGGCUGAUGUGAGUGAUGCAGAGAUGGACUCAGAUAUGGACAUGGACAUGCUUGAUGGUGAAGAAGAUGUUGAAGACGAUGUUGAUGAUAGUGGUGAUAAUGAUGAUAGUGAUGGUGAUGAUGGUCGUGGUAAGAAGAAAAAGCAAGAGAAAAGAAAACGGAAAUCUCCAUUUGCGAGUCUUGAAGAAUACGAGCAUUUGAUAGACCAAGACGAGAAGGAUGAUUCGAAGUCUAAAAGGAAAGUAGCAUCAGAGCCCACAAAGAAGAAGAAAAAGAAGAAGACUCCUUGUGCAUCAGAGUAAAAAAGUUUAAAGUAAGAAGCAAGACUUGUUUGAGUGUUACGCCAGGCUCCUUGUGCUUGCGAGUGUUAUACUGAAACGCUGGAGAUAAUUUACUCCUAUAUUUUUGUGGCCUUUUUUUCUGAAAAACAAAUAUUGUACGAUUAUGUUUUAAUUUAAUCACUUGAGUUGAGACUUGAAA
Molecule: messenger RNA, 3528 nt
Organism: Camelina sativa (false flax)
Lineage: Eukaryota; Viridiplantae; Streptophyta; Magnoliopsida; Brassicales; Brassicaceae
Product: protein SLOW WALKER 2
Cellular component (GO): nucleus
Source: RefSeq, a predicted model, not a curated record